Molecule: messenger RNA, 2640 nt
Organism: Lotus japonicus
Lineage: Eukaryota; Viridiplantae; Streptophyta; Magnoliopsida; Fabales; Fabaceae
Product: protein phosphatase 2C 53-like
Exons: 6
Coding region: 671-2299 (542 amino acids)
Biological process (GO): protein dephosphorylation
Molecular function (GO): cation binding; protein serine/threonine phosphatase activity
Source: RefSeq, a predicted model, not a curated record
ACAACACAACACACUUUCUCUUGCUCUUUUAUUUUUUUUUUCUAUAUUGCCCCUUUCUCUUUUCAAGCCAACAAAAGCUUCUUUUGUGUUGUUUUGGUCAUUUUCUUCUUCUUCUUCUUCUCCACUGUCUUUCUCGCGCUUCCAUCACCCACCCAGGUGUAAGAAAAAAUCAUCAGAAACACAGUGAGAAGUGAAGAGAAGCAAGAAACUAGAUUCUACAUGGUUCACAAAAUUGGAUGAAGUUUGUGUGUUUCAAGUUUCAAGCUGGUUCUCUCUCACUGGAGUUAACAUAUAUAGACAGAGAAGGGUGUGAUGUGUAUAUGUGAUAAUAGUGCUUAGAAAGGGUGUUGCUUAGCUGUUUUUGGUUGAAUUGUCCACGAAUCGAAGUUCGAAUCCAUUUUGGUUGACCAGAUCUGACUACCCAUUUCACUUUCACUACUUUUUAGCUAGUUCAUGCUUUGGACAUGUAGAAUUUGUCUCCUCCUUAGGCCUUACUGGGCUUGUUAGUCAUGGAUAGUGAUCUUUUGAAUCCACGCCUCGCAUUCUGGGAUCGUUUUCAAUCGGUGAAGCAGGGGAUAAAUUAGUUAACACAUGACAGACUGUGUGGUGGUAUCUGAAGGGUGGGAGGGUAACUUUCUGUGCUGCCUAGAUAAGGGUUUUGAUGGAGUAGAUGUCGACCACGGUGGCAUUUCCAUCAGGAGUAGGUAAUUCAGUGUGUGAUAAGCAAACUUACAUGGAUGUAUCCAGAAUUAAGCUGAUGGCAGAUUCAGGAUUGUUAUCCAUUUCUACUGAGACUUCUAUAAGUUCUGAUGAAGUUCAUAAUGGUAGCUAUGAGGAUGAAAUUGGUAUUGGUAUUACAGCAAUAACACCCUCAAAACAGGGAAGUGAAGGAGAAAUUCCAUUGUUGAAUUUGAUAUCUCGAAACAUAAGCACUUCUGUUGUUGGUGAUGAAGUUUUAAAUCCAGAAAUUGAGGAGGAGGAGGAUUCGAUGUCAUUGGAGGGUGAUCCAAACCUUGAUAUCUCUCCUCGUUCAGUUGCGAGUGAGAACAGUAGUAUUUUUGGAGAUGAGUUAAUUAGUUCUGAGAUUACUUCAGAUUUUGGGAUAAGGAAUUCCAUAGACGCAGAGAAGAGCAUCUCUGCUGUAAGAAUUAUUGCUAUGGCUGCUGAUUUGGACAAGUCAAAUGUGGAGGCAGAUAUUAUUAUGAGUGAACCCCUUGCUGUGGCAGUGAGCCUCGAAGAAGAAACAGGAGUUAGAUCUGCCCCGGUGCCUGCUACAGCUCUUCAUCAACCACCUCUUGAAAAGGAGGUGUGUGGAACUGUUGGCCGUAGUGUUUUUGAAUUGGAUUGGACUCCACUUUGGGGAUUUACAACUUUGUGUGGAAAAAGACCAGAGAUGGAAGAUGCAGUUGCUACUGUGCCUCGGUUUAUGAAAAUUCCUAUUGAAAUGCUAAUUGGUGACAGGAUAUUUGAUGGAAUGAACAAGUGUUUCCGUCAGCAGACAAGUCAUUUCUAUGGAGUCUAUGAUGGCCAUGGUGGCUCUCAGGUGGCAAAUUUUUGUCGUGAUCGUAUGCAUUUGGCUUUGGCUGAGGAAAUAGAGCAUGUCAAGGAAGGUCUAUUAAUUGGAAGUAUCAAUGAUUGUCAAGAUCAGUGGAAAAAGGCUUUCACCAAUUGUUUUCUGAAGGUUGAUGCUGAAGUUGGAGGGAAAAUUAAUAGUGAACCUGUUGCCCCAGAAACUGUUGGAUCCACUGCUGUUGUUGCUGUUGUCUGUUCAUCUCAUAUCAUAAUUUCAAACUGUGGUGAUUCAAGAGCAGUUCUAUGUCGUGGCAAAGAACCCAUAGCGUUAUCUGCUGAUCAUAAACCUAAUCGAGAAGAUGAAUAUGCUAGAAUUGAGGCAGCUGGAGGCAAGGUGAUACAAUGGAAUGGUCAUCGCGUAUUUGGUGUUCUUGCAAUGUCAAGGUCUAUUGGUGAUAGAUAUUUGAAGCCAUGGAUUAUUCCUGAUCCAGAAGUUACAUUUCUUCCUCGUGCAAAAGAUGACGAAUGUCUCAUUCUUGCCAGUGAUGGCCUGUGGGAUGUCAUGACAAAUGAAGAGGCAUGUGACCUAGCUCGGAGACGCAUACUUUUCUGGCACAAGAAAAAUGGCUUGUCCAUGUCCUCAGAAAGGGGAGAAGGAAUUGAUCCCGCUGCACAAGCAGCUGCGGAGUUCCUAUCAAACCGUGCUCUUCUGAAAGGAAGCAAAGAUAACAUCACCGUGAUUGUAGUUGAUUUGAAAGCCCAGCGAAAAUUUAAGAGUAAAUCAUAACUGUUUCCUUCAACUGCACAAAAGCUAGAUGUGAUCCAAUAUAGUUUUGCCCCUUAGUUUUCAUCUGGGCAUCUCCUAGCUUAAGCCUUCAUCCCCUCUUUCCUUAGAACUCUCAACUGAUUAAGUGUUUCCUUGUUCAUUGCCGCAUUUGGGGCUCUGUAAAUCUUUGCUGCUUAUUGUAGGUAUAGGUUCAUCAGUUCCCUUCUUUUGAAUCAGCAUAUUUGUAUUCAUUGUUAUGCCUCCGAGAACAAAAGCUCUGUGAGGUAUUUACUUCAUACAGUUUUAGCAUGUGUUGUUUAUAGAAAAAAAUGUAGUAGCUAUUUGGCAUUGUGGUUUCCAAA